AUGCCGCCGGCCGGCGAGACUUCGGCUCGGGAGACGACGUGGCACGUGCCUCAUGACAUCGUCUUCAAGAUCCUGCUUCUCCUCGACAUCAAGCCGCUGAUGCGGUUCGCCUGCAUCUGCAAGGCCUGGCACAUCACCGCCGACCGGUGUUUCCAGCAUGAGUACGACAGUCCCCAUGAGGCGUGCGUGCUCAUCGCACCGCAGACCAAGAGCAGCAGCGGCAGGGGCGUUCCUCUCACUAUCACCACCCAUGGCUUAUACCGAUGGGAGAUCCAGCAGGGCGACUCCCAGGCGACCCUCGUUGAGGCCAUGCACUCCUUCCCAACAGUGGAGGAGCCGAGGCGGCACACGCUCUCGCACUGCGACGGCCUCGUGCUGGUGCCGACGGACAGCGGACUGGUGCACGUGCUCAACCCGGCCACACGACGCGUCCUUAAACUGCCCCCGAGCACGCGUGGAGUUCCUUCGUCUUUCAGUAAUUUGACCAUGGGUUUCAACCUGGCGCUCGGUCUGGGGCACGACCCUCGCUCCGAUACAUACAAGGUUGCCUGCUUCUUCUACCGGUCUAGAUAUUCCGCCCAUGAUUACCGCUACAUACCAGGGCUGGAGGUGUUCGCCAUCGGGAGAGACGAGCACUGGCGCGACAUCGAAGUGACGCCGCCGUACCACAAAUCCAACUUUUAG
Molecule: messenger RNA, 684 nt
Organism: Lolium perenne
Lineage: Eukaryota; Viridiplantae; Streptophyta; Magnoliopsida; Poales; Poaceae
Product: putative F-box protein At4g38870
Molecular function (GO): protein binding
Source: RefSeq, a predicted model, not a curated record